GCGAGGAGAGUCUUGGGCGCUGAAUCAGCGGCGGGCUAAAGGCGCUCCGGUGCCCAUCUGCGGAGCCAGGCGCGCAAGUUCCGCGCAAGGGAGAUGCUCGGCUGCGGCGCGCUGCUGGGGCUCUGGGCCCUCCUGCUGGACCCUGCCUGGGGAGAGCCCUUGCCCGAGACUUUGUGUCCCAGAGGUCUUUCCUGGAGUCCAGACCUGGAGAAAUGCAUGGAUUGUGCCAUGUGCCAAACCCACAACAAGAAUGACUUCUGCUCUACGUGUGGAGCUCCCCAACCCCCAGACACGCUCAACUGGUGGAUCCUCCUGGGCGCAUCGGUGGGGGCUGUAUUUGUGGGUUUCGUCGUCAUUGGUGGGAUAAUAUACUAUGCUCGUUGCCGGCGGCGAGAAAAAUUUACCACCCCAAUUGAAGAGACUGGAGGCCACUCAGCUCAGGAAUCGCUGAUCGAUUGAAAGUCUUUUGGUCAGUGUUUCAGAUGACCGAGAGAAAAAAAGGUGCCUUCAACCGAUUACCUCUGACGUUCCCUAAAGACGCCGGAAGGAUGUUUUUCCUUUGCCCUGCGAUCCUAGGGCAUUCCACUUUUGCACCCACUGUUUUUUUGGGGGUGGGGUCUGUAGCCCUCUUUCCUGGUAUGAAUUUCAGGGAGAAGUAACCGCGAUCCCUUUUGUAAAGGUUGAUCAUCCUCCCCAUAAUUUUUUGCAGUGUUAGGGAGAAGAGUGGAAGCGCUCUUUCCUAAAUCCCCCCAAGAUCCAAUGCCCCAUAUUGGGGAGAUGUUUUGGGACUGGGGCCCAGCUGUGGGGCAGCUCCCAAAUCCCUCCCAUCUUGGGGGCCCUUUGUCAAGGAACCUCACAGUAUCUACUGUUUGCUUUCCUCUACAGCACAGAUGUCAAACUCGCGGCCCUCCAGAUGUUAUGGACAUCAUCCCCUGCAUGCUGGCAGGGGAUGAUGGGAACUGUAGUCCGUAGCAUCCCGAGGGCCACGAAUUUGACACCUAUGCUCAACAGAGCCUCUUAGGGUCAACAUGAAUGUGACUGGUAGUUUUAUCUGUAUAUAGAGAAUAUUAUUGGGUGCUGAGUCUCUCUGGAAGAGGAGCGCAGGCUAUGCUUCUAUCAAGCUUCCCUUGUGCUUUUCUGUGGCUGGGCCACUAUGUGAAUUGGCUAAGUAGCCGCUGCUUAAAACCAACACUAAUGUCCUUUCUGUCUCUUCCCCCCCCCCCCCACACACACACCUCUGGUGCUCCCACAGAGAGGUUGCUAUUUAUGUCCGCUCCACCAUGGUGUGAAUGAAAGCGAGCCGCGAAAGAAAGAAAAACCUUGCAUGUUACGUCUUGAAGCAGAGUUUGUGGAUUUUAAAAAUAAAAAAAAUUCUUAGGAA
This is a messenger RNA of Sphaerodactylus townsendi, 1381 nucleotides long. RefSeq names its product TNF receptor superfamily member 12A (gene TNFRSF12A). The transcript is spliced from 5 exons. The record is from RefSeq and is a predicted model, not a curated record. Lineage: Eukaryota; Metazoa; Chordata; Lepidosauria; Squamata; Sphaerodactylidae. Gene Ontology annotation, cellular component: plasma membrane. Gene Ontology annotation, molecular function: protein binding. The coding region runs from base 94 to 459 and encodes 121 amino acids. Gene Ontology annotation, biological process: positive regulation of apoptotic process.